This is a messenger RNA of Neomonachus schauinslandi (Hawaiian monk seal), 2312 nucleotides long. It is a transcript of the gene FUT1, whose product is annotated as fucosyltransferase 1 (H blood group). The transcript is spliced from 3 exons. The record is from RefSeq and is a predicted model, not a curated record. Gene Ontology annotation, biological process: carbohydrate metabolic process. Gene Ontology annotation, molecular function: galactoside 2-alpha-L-fucosyltransferase activity. Lineage: Eukaryota; Metazoa; Chordata; Mammalia; Carnivora; Phocidae. Gene Ontology annotation, cellular component: membrane. Bases 460 to 1695 code for a protein of 411 amino acids.
UCCACUCCGUCUGUAGGAGAGGCUGGGGGCCGCGACUCUGGAAUUUGCAGGUGCACGGCGCCGACCUGGGGGAUCAGCGGCCCCUGCUGUGCGCGGGGACACCUACGGCCGGAGGCUCCCACGUCUGGGACCCUGAGAGCUGGAGGAGGUUUUCCAUCCGCUCCAGGAGCAGCCUGGAGAACAGGUUCUUCACCCCCACCGGCAGGACGAGGCAGAGGGCGGAGGAUCUUCCUCCCCGCGCGGGCCUGCUGUCCGGGUCCUCCCUAGCGGCCGGGGAGUGGCGGGGCUCCGACCAUCCAGGUACCCGGGGCAGACUGUGAGCCCGGGCGCCAGAGAAGGGGGAGAAGUCGAUGGACCGGAGCACCUGGGUCGAGCAUUGCGUCUGGGCGCUAGAAGUCCACGUCCACGAAGGAUACCGCUGCUGGAGGCCAGCCCUUGGAGCCAGUCGGGGGAAGCGGCAUGGAGGGGAGGUCUGCUGAACCUUGGGACCUGGAGUUCGGGGUUCCGGGGGCGGGCGGAUGUGGGCUGCACUUGAGGACGGCGCGCUCCAGCCCCGCCAAGCCGACUGCGGAUCUGCCAUCCGCCAGGAGCUCAGCCACGUGGGCCCCCAGCCGUCGGCAGCUCUGUCUGACCUUCCUGCUAGUCUGUGUUCUUUCAGCCGUCUUCUUCCUCCACAUCCACCAAGACCUGUUUCACAGUGGCCUAGACCUCACUGCCCUGUGUCCAGACCGCCGCCUCCUGACACCCCCCGUGGCCAUCUUCUGCCUGUCGGGCUCACCGAUGGCCCCCAACACCUCCUUUCCCUGUCUCAAGGCCCCUGCCUCCCUCUCAGGAAUCUGGACUAUCUACCCAGACGGCCGCUUCGGUAACCAGAUGGGGCAGUAUGCCACGCUGCUGGCCCUGGCCCAGCUCAACGGUCGCCAGGCGUUCAUCCUGCCCGCCAUGCAUGCCGCCCUCGCCCCCGUGUUCCGCAUCACCCUGCCCGUGCUGGCCCCCGAGGUGGACGGCCACACGCCAUGGCAGGAGCUGCAGCUGCAUGACUGGAUGUCGGAGGACUAUGCCCACUUGGAGGAUGCCUUUCUGAAGCUCACGGGCUUCCCCUGCUCCUGGACCUUCUUCCACCAUCUCCGUGCCCAGAUCCGCCGCGAGUUCACCUUGCACGAACACCUGCGGCAGGAGGCCCAGGGUCUACUGAGCCAGCUCCGCUUGGGCCGCACGGGGGGCCGUCCUCGCACCUUUGUGGGUGUCCACGUGCGCCGGGGGGACUACCUGCAGGUCAUGCCCCAUCGCUGGAAGGGUGUGGUGGGCGAUCGCGCUUACCUCCAGCAGGCUAUGGACUGGUUCCGGGCCCGGCACGAAGCCCCCAUCUUUGUGGUCGUCAGCAACGGCAUGGGCUGGUGUCGGGAGAACAUUGACGCCUCCCGGGGGGAUGUGAUCUUUGCUGGCGACGGGCAGGAGGGCUCGCCAGGGAAGGACUUCGCGCUGCUCACGCAGUGCAACCACACCAUCAUGACCAUUGGGACCUUUGGUUUCUGGGCUGCCUACCUGGCCGGUGGAGACACUGUCUACCUGGCCAACUUCACCCUGCCGAACUCCAACUUCCUUAAGAUCUUUAAGCCCGAGGCCGCCUUCCUGCCCGAGUGGGUGGGUAUUAAUGCGGACUUGUCUGCACUCCAGUCGCUGGCAGGGCCUUGAGGGAGACUUUCUGGAAUUGCUGAUCAGUCUUGGGCCAGCAUUUAUGCAUCUCCAGAGGCCUGGCAGCUUGGAGAGAAAAGAGGGCUUUCUGUAGCUGUCUGGACAUUCUAGAACCAGCAGAAGAUCUUUUCCUGUUGGUUGGCAAUGCCUAGAGAGGCUCAUGUCAGUUCUAGAAGGCAAUGCCUACCUGCUCUUCCCAGCCCAUUCUAGAUGGCUGCACCCCAAGUACAGGCAACUCCCCCUUCUAAUGUUGCCCCUGGUCUUUUCUAGAAGAGAGGUUCAUCUCCAGGACUGAAGGAAUCUGUGGGUAUUCUAGAGCAAGCACUCACCAACUCCCCUUCUGUGUUUCAUGCAGCCAUUCUAGACAGGGUCAAUUCUAGUGCCUGUGAAGAAUCCUGCAGGGCUCUUCCAGAGGGGAUGGAGUUCUGGAAUUCCAGGAGAAUUCAGGAAGGUACAAUCCGAAGCUCAAUGCCUCAACCACUGCCAGAAAGAUUGGUGGAAGACAAACUGUCUGUAGCUGCAAGCAGACCCGAAAUCUGUCCAACCUCUCAGCCCCGGAAAAAAAAAGACCAAGACUCUUUUUUUUUUUUUUUUUUUAAAGAUUUUAUUUAUUUGCG